UUUAAAUAUACCAACCAACUUUUUCUAGUGAUGCAUGUUUAAAAUGUUGUUGGGAUAAACAUUGGCCGGUUUUGCUUUUUUCUAUAUACAUCAAAACUUGUGAUGUCGGUUACUUAACAUUGGGUGGCGUACGUACCCUUCGUCUCUACAUAUUACAUUGGGUACUGGUAUACUUUCAACUUGGAAAUCUACUGCGCCUACGUUUAUCAACUUCUUUUAUUGCAAACUGGAGCAAAAUUCCAUCAAGGGGUAACGCAUGAUAGCUCAAUUAAAUACACGUUGAACCUGCUACUUUCAAUUUCUUUUGACACUGCUUUCGGAAACUAUGACGCGGACAUCCAGAAAUGUUGUAUUUGCAUGUGGCCAGAUAAUGAGGGCUAUAUUGUAACCAAGAUUCCGCAUCCGUAGCGUGGUCAGUAUAGGCCUAGACCCAAUUUACAUUGUACUUUCUCGGUGCUCAUUUAAAGUGUUGGAGAUGUUCAAGGAAAUUCAUAACUUUUUCGGUUUGUGUGUGCUGAGCAACUUUGUAUUUUCUUGUUCGGGAGAAAACACCAGCUUCGAGAAGUCAUCCAGGUAUUUCCCGGGAAUGAUGCAUGGUCUCCGUGAGACGCUGGGCGAUUUGUCCGAGGAGAUACACGGUUACCUGGUCCACCUCAUAGGUGCGCGUUCAGUUGAAACGACACAAAAGUGUUUCUUCCUGGGUGUCGGAUACUUGGCUGAGGCAGUGGCCAGUGGAGCAAAUGUGAUUAUGUUAUAUGUCACACAGUUCCUGAAAGCAGCGGGAGUGGAUGUUGCAAUGCCUUUUAACAGUGUCACACCAGAGGCUGUGGUCUACGUCGGUCAGUGGCUUCUAUUGGCUCUCAUUGGAUACUGGCUUCUCUCCCUGGCAUUCCGAUUGGUGGCGUCCACUCUGAGGCGGGUCCUGUGGCUACUGAAGCUGGGUGUGGUUCUAGGUCUAUUUGGCUGGAUUCUAAGUGAUCACCAAGCCGAAACAGAGACUACUGCGCUGCGAUUGGCCGGCCUUGUGGUUGUCUGCGUCCUCUUGGGUAUCGGGCCAUCCAGGGGCAACAGCACUGAGGACAUGGAGGAUCACGUGAAGGUGCUGGAAAAACGAGUUAAAGACAUGGAGAGGAUGAUGGGAAAGGUUCGGGACAGACGACCUUAGUUUAAUCUAGGAGUUUCAAUCUCAACAUUUUUGUACAUAGUAAAGCAAAUUGUAUACUGGUACCACUUAACACUAUAAAGCAUUUCCAUUUUUUUCCACCAAGAUCUCUUAUUUUGUAUGUGACAAACAUAACUGACUGGAGAUAGGAUUCUCAAUAAAGGUAAAUACCAGUGAAUAAGUAUA
This is a messenger RNA of Esox lucius (northern pike), 1348 nucleotides long. It is a transcript of the gene tmem109, whose product is annotated as transmembrane protein 109. The record is from RefSeq and is a predicted model, not a curated record. Bases 476 to 1165 code for a protein of 229 amino acids. NCBI's taxonomy places the organism in Eukaryota, Metazoa, Chordata, Actinopteri, Esociformes, Esocidae. The transcript is spliced from 3 exons. Gene Ontology annotation, biological process: intrinsic apoptotic signaling pathway in response to DNA damage by p53 class mediator; cellular response to gamma radiation.